Messenger RNA from Melospiza melodia melodia, 1585 nucleotides. RefSeq names its product complement C1q like 1 (gene C1QL1). Lineage: Eukaryota; Metazoa; Chordata; Aves; Passeriformes; Passerellidae. The record is from RefSeq and is a predicted model, not a curated record. Gene Ontology annotation, molecular function: protein binding. Bases 109 to 852 code for a protein of 247 amino acids. The transcript is spliced from 2 exons.
CUCCCCCCCGCCGGCACCAUUCCCUCCCCCGGGCGCCAGCGCGCCCCGGCCGGGCGGCGGCUCAGCCUGGGCCGCAAAACUUUGCUGGCGGCCGCGGCGGGGGUGGUGAUGGUUCUGGUGCUGGUGGUGCUCAUCCCGGUGCUGGUGAGCUCCGCCGGUACCGACGGUCGCUACGAGAUGCUGGGCACCUGCCGGAUGGUCUGCGAGCCCUACGGCCCCGCCGCUCCCCCCCAGCAACCGGCCGAGCGCGGCCCCCUCCCGCCGCCCUCCACGCUGGUGCAGGGUCCCCAAGGCAAACCGGGCAGACCGGGCAAACCGGGACCGCCGGGGCCGCCCGGAGAACCGGGGCCGCCGGGGCCGGUGGGGGCGCGGGGCGAAGCGGGAAGACCGGGACCCCCGGGAUUACCGGGACCGGGCGCCACGGGCGCGGUGAGCGCGGCCACCUACAGCACGGUGCCGCGGGUCGCCUUCUACGCCGGCCUCAAGAACCCCCACGAGGGCUACGAGGUGCUCAAGUUCGACGACGUGGUCACCAACCUGGGCAACAGCUACGACGCCGCCUCGGGCAAGUUCACCUGCGCCAUCCCCGGCACCUACUUCUUCACCUACCACGUCCUCAUGCGCGGCGGGGACGGCACCAGCAUGUGGGCCGACCUCUGCAAGAACGGGCAGGUCCGGGCCAGCGCCAUCGCUCAGGACGCCGACCAGAACUACGACUACGCCAGCAACAGCGUCAUCCUGCACCUGGACGCGGGCGACGAGGUGUUCAUCAAGCUGGACGGGGGCAAAGCCCACGGCGGCAACAACAACAAGUACAGCACCUUCUCCGGCUUCAUCAUCUACUCGGACUGAGCCCGGCGCCCCCCGCAUCUCCCCGCAGUGACCCCCCAGCCCCACGGUGUCCCUGCUGCCCCCCAGCUCCCCCCCGGCACCCCCUACCCACCCAUGGAUCGCCCUCCCCGCUCUCCCGGCUGCUCCGAGCCCCCUGUUCCCGUCAGUGCCGGGGGCUGCAGGGCUUGGGGGUGGCACCCGCGGCACCCCCAUGCCCGGCUGUGCCCCCCCUGCCCCGCCGCCGCUCUCUGCCCGCCCCCGGGGCGCUGCCGGGGCUCUCGGGGGGUCCCCGGGCCUGGGGGGGCUGUGCUGGGGCGGGGGGUGACAACAUGGUAAAGCAGAGCUGUGAUCUGUCCCGGUCUGCUGUGUGUGUCCCCAGUGUCCCCAACGCCGGGGACGGGCUCUUUGUGCCACCACCACCACCACGUCCCGCCCCGGCGCCGCUUCCUUUAUCAAACCAGUCCCUGUCCCUGCACCGCUGUCAUGGGGACACUUGGGUGCCGCCCUUACCCCAGCCCUGUCCCCAUGAGGGAGUGUCCCCUGAGAAACACAGCGUUGUCACCGCUCGGGGAGGGACACACGGAGCCACCGGGACCCUCGGGCACUGCGCCCGUCACCGCUGCCUCGGCACGGGCGGGACCUGGCGCGAUUCGAGGUGACAGCGGCUGUGCUGGGGACAGAGGAUGGGAGCCCUGGGGACACGGAGUGGCCUUGGGGACAGGACGGGGCUGGGUGUCCUCCUGGAUGUAUGUGU